AUGGAUCGUCAAAAGCAAGUUUCUUGCCCGGAAAACGCAGAGUUAGCGGCGUACAUGUGGAAUAAGCGGCAAGAAAUGGCGCAGCGUACCCAGGGCAUCUCCGACAAUAUCGACUCGACCCUUAACAAGGCCUAUUCCAAUGUUUGUAGUUUCAGCGCCCCAAUCAAAUCCCUGAAAGACUUGUCUCAAAUCAAGGGUGUGGGUAAAUGGAUUUUGAAGCAAAUGCAAGGGUUUUUUGGGACAGAUUCUCGUGUUUCCAAGAAUGAAGAUAUGACUGGAAAAGGGAAUUAUAAAAAUAAGGAACCCAAGCGCUAUGUGCCACAAAAGAAGUCUGUCGCCUAUGCCUUGUUGAUUACACUCUACAGGGGGACAGAAAAUGGAAACGAAUUUAUGCGAAAACAAGAGCUUAUUGAUGCAGCUGACAUUAGUGGAUUGGCUCGUGUGCCAAUUGCGCCUGAAAAAACAAAAGGGAAAUCUGGAUAUUCUGGAAGCUCACCUGGGACCUGGUACAGUGGAUGGAACUGCAUGAAGACGUUAAUAACUAAAGGACUUGUUGUGAAGUCGAGCUGCCCGGCGAAAUACAUGCUGACAGAAGAAGGGAAAGAAGUAGCAUGUGAAUGCCUAUUGAGAUCUGAAAUGCUCGAUCCAAAUAAGAAUUUGGACAGUUUGAAUGACGUUUCAGAUCUAGACCAAAGGGACAAAUCAAUAGUUGACUCAACUGUAGUCAUGUCGGAUUUGGGGUUGGAUAAUGAUGCUUCAUUUAAAAAAAUGGCACUUCCAUCUGCUGGCUUGAAGAAGCAGAAGAAAUCAAUUGAUAUUCCAUCUGAAUAUCUUGAUAAGUUUGUCAGAAUGGGUUUUUCUGAGCAGCAAAUUUUCCGUGCAUUUGCUGAGGUUUCAGAAAUAUCUCGGAGCAAAGAGAUGUCAUCAAUCUGGCCAACUGUUCUUUGUCGUCUCCGAGAAGAUGAAGUUUAUGGUCAAGUUUGUCUUAGUGCCAGGGAGAAUAGACUGAUGAAUGCUUCUCCAAUUGUUGCAUCUAAUAAUCAAAAGUUGGCAGUUCUUCGAGAUCCUGGAAAGGGUUUUUGUACUUUAAAAGCUUGCUCAUCCGCUGAUUGUGUUAUGGAAAAGCAAGGCAUUCAAGGAUCAGAAUCUAAACAAAACGUUCUAGCGAUGCCACCUUUGAAAUUCGGAGAGAAAUUUGAUGAUGUUUAUGGAGUAAUUUUGAUAUUAGAUAGUAGGGAGCAAUUCGCCACACAAGGGUCACGUUCCAGGAAAAUUAUUGAGAAAGUAUGUGCUGAAUUUAAAAUUCAGAUAGAGGUUAGAAGGUUGCCUGUUGGGGAUGGCAUCUGGAUAGCUCGUCAUAAAUAUGAUGGCAGUGAAUAUGUUCUUGACUUCAUUGUUGAGAGGAAGAAUGUUGAUGAUUUGCGCCUCUCUAUCAGGGACAAUCGAUAUAGAGAUCAAAAACUACGACUCUUGAGAUGUGGAUUUAAAAAGAUGACAUAUCUGGUGGAAGGUGAUCCCAAUUCGUCGGAGGCUGCUGAAAGCAUCAAAACCGCCUGUUUUACAACUGAGAUCUUGGAGGGAUUUGAUGUGCAAAGAACAAGUGGCUUGGCAGAUACAUUGAGGAAGUAUGGUUAUCUUACUAAAUCAAUAGAUGAAUACUAUAGUUCUUUGGAUGCUGAGCAGAGAAGCCCUGGGCUCUGCCCAGCUUUUGAUGUAUUUAUCAAGAGUUGUGAAGACUUGGAUAAGAUGACAGUUACUGAUGUAUUUGCGGUCCAACUUAUGCAGGUUCCACAUGUAACAGAGACAAUAGCUCUUGCUGUUUUGGAUAUGUAUCCAACAUUGAUAUCCCUUGCUCGUGCAUACUCUCUUCUCGAUGGUGAUGUUUCUGCUCAAGAAGAAAUGUUGAAGAGGCAGAGUAACAACUUGAUCAGCGGACCUGCUAGCCGAAAUAUUUUCCAGCUAGUAUGGGGCAAAUGA
This is a messenger RNA of Fraxinus pennsylvanica, 1977 nucleotides long. The record is from the annotation of a GenBank genome assembly. NCBI's taxonomy places the organism in Eukaryota, Viridiplantae, Streptophyta, Magnoliopsida, Lamiales, Oleaceae.